ACUGCUUGCUCGGGAAAAAGUGUAUUUGCUAAUCAACAGGCAGCGGCGGAUAAUCAAUUUCGGUUGCACGCUGCCGAGGCUGCUGCCACCGCCUGCGCGCCAAUUGUCCCUUCGGCCGUGGUGCACUCGCUCGCGUCGUCGGGGGUAGUGGGACAGAAAGAACGCGGGAGGAGAAGGUGAACGCGCUCUCCGAGACAGAGACGCGGCCGCUUGUAUUUCACGGGGGACAGUGUGGCACAGUGCACGCGACUAUAACACACAGCCGGGGGUCACGGUCGGAGCUUACAUCGUCGUCUUCUUCUUCUUCUUCUUCUUCUUCUUCUUCUUCUUCUUCCUCUUCUCCUUCCGCCUAGUGACUCGUCUUCCCCGCCCGGACUUUUAUCAUGAACAAAGCGGAGGACGGUAAUAGCUCGGGCAACGAUGAGGGCACCUGCGGGAAGGUUCUUAUCGUGCUGUCGUGGAUCCUGGUGGUGCUGACGAUGCCGUUCUCCCUGUUCGUCUGCUUCAAGGUGGUGCAGGAGUACGAAAGAGCUGUGAUAUUCCGGCUGGGCAGGCUUCUAUCCGGCGGCGCCAAAGGCCCAGGAAUCUUCUUCAUUCUGCCGUGCGUGGACAGCUACGCGCGCGUGGACCUGCGCACCCGCACCUACGACGUGCCCCCGCAAGAGGUACUGACCAAAGACAGCGUGACGGUCUCGGUGGACGCGGUGGUGUACUACCGCGUGAACAACGCCACGAUCUCGAUCGCCAACGUGGAGAACGCCCACCACAGCACCCGGCUACUCGCCCAGACGACGCUGCGCAACACCAUGGGCACGCGACCGCUUCACGAGAUUCUCAGCGAGCGCGAGACCAUCUCCGGGAACAUGCAGACCUCGCUGGACGAGGCCACCGACGCCUGGGGCAUCAAGGUCGAGCGAGUCGAGAUUAAGGACGUCAGGCUGCCGGUGCAACUGCAGCGCGCCAUGGCUGCCGAAGCCGAAGCCGCGCGCGAGGCGCGCGCCAAGGUCAUCGCCGCCGAGGGCGAGCAGAAGGCAAGCAGGGCUCUGCGCGAAGCUUCCGAGGUGAUUGGCGAUUCGCCGGCUGCUCUUCAGCUGCGCUAUCUUCAGACUCUCAACACCAUCUCGGCCGAGAAGAAUUCAACGAUUGUAUUCCCGUUACCAAUUGACAUGCUAACUUACUUUUUGAAGGCUAAAGAGGCGGCCUAAACGAUCCAAUUUUUCAUUUUUCUAACACCUACAA
Messenger RNA from Phymastichus coffea, 1239 nucleotides. Its product is annotated as band 7 protein AGAP004871. Gene Ontology annotation, cellular component: plasma membrane. The record is from RefSeq and is a predicted model, not a curated record. The coding region runs from base 384 to 1205 and encodes 273 amino acids. The transcript has 6 exons. Lineage: Eukaryota; Metazoa; Arthropoda; Insecta; Hymenoptera; Eulophidae.